AUCUCUAGCGUGCUGUAACCACAGAAGCCUCCCCCUCGUUCUGUGUGUCUACGACCGAGUUUUGCGCCGUUGCCUUUUUGCCUUUUCGCCUUUCCAAUCUCCCGUUCCCCUCUGCUAAAGCUAACGCGGCAUUGACAGUCGACCACGUUCAUUUUCUUCUUUCUUUAGGAUCCUUCCUCUGUUACGAGAGUCUCGGCGACCAAUUGGCCUCUUUGCGAACGAGAACGAUACGCGCUUCAACAAACACAAGAGAGAGAGAGAGAGAGAGUGUGUGUGUGUGUGUGUGUGUCACGGUCGCGUCACUGUACACCACCUUCGCCGCCACAGGACCAACCGAAGUAGAUACGCGGGUAGAACGAGGAGCCUGUGGCGCUGUCGCAAACCGUCGCAAUGGCCGAGGAACUCGGCAACGACCCCGAGAUCGUGGAGGACGCUCCCGCGAACCCUGCCGCCGCCGAUGUCGAGAUGGAGGGCGUCGGGGGAGAUAACAACGCCAACGCCAACGCCAACGAAGGGGCCCUCCCCUUCGCCGAGGGCGGCGAGAACGACCCCGUCGAGCCGCGCACGACCUUUGUCAGCUACCUGUCGAGCCCCGUCGUGACUCUGCUGGUCGGCCAGGGCGAGUCGGAAGCCAUCGUCACGGCCCACCAAGCCCUGCUGGUGAAGAGCCCCUUCUUCAAGGAGGCCUGCGCCCAGUUCAGCGACGACGGUAGCCCGCGCCAGGUCGAGCUCGUUGGCGAGGAUCUCGACGCCGUCGGCUGCUUCCUCGAGUACCUCUACACGGGAGAGUACUUCCCCCGCAAGGUGGCCGGCUCGCGCACACUCGAGGAGGACCCCGCGACGCCCGACGUCGACACGGACGGCGCCCAGCUGCUCAAGCAUGCGCGCGUCUACACCCUGGCCGAGAAGUUUGGCGUGCCCGGCCUGCGCUCGCUGGCCAGCUCCAAGAUCCACUGCGUCAACUCGACGGCCAAGGGCGAGAUCGCCUACGCCCGCUACGUCUACGCCUACACCAGCAAGGACGACACCACCAUCCGCGCCCCCGUCGCCAGCUUCUGGGCCACCCGCUCCCACACCCUGCGCUCCGAGGCCGAGGAGGAGUUCCGCUCUCUGUGCCUGGAAUACCCCCAGUUCGGAUACGACGUGCUCACCCGUGUCCUCGACGAGAAGCUCAAGAGAGAGCGCAACGACAAGCUCCACCCUUCAUCGUCCACCGGCAGCGCCCGCAAGCGCGCGCGUCAUAGCCAGAUCUAGAGCAUCUUGUGAGAGGGGCAUUGGCGCGUUCAUUACGCGGGCGUCUGGUGUUCUGGGGCUACCACGUCGACUGUUCUUCUCCGCCUUCCCUAUUUUCUUCUUCUUUUUUCUUCUUUUGCGAAACGGCUCCGUAGUUCCAUUGUUUAGCGUCCAUCUGCCACAUGCGUAAACUGAUGCGAGUGAGAUGAUACCCGGCAACAAGCAAUCAUGUUUUGCUGUGCGAUGGCCAUAUGGGAAGUCCUGGAAAAGCUGGUUGGUACGGCUUCCAUUUACCAAUUUGCCGCGUUUGGGAGCGAGGAGCAUUGUGCGUAUAUGUACAUGUAGCCACCAUGAAGUAACUUCAUCUAUCCGCAAGUUGUCUUCUCUUCCUGAUAUCUGAGCCCCGGUGUUUGCACGUUGGAAACUCUCUGCGGCCUUU
Colletotrichum destructivum is the source of this 1672-nucleotide messenger RNA. RefSeq names its product Putative BTB/POZ domain-containing protein. NCBI's taxonomy places the organism in Eukaryota, Fungi, Ascomycota, Sordariomycetes, Glomerellales, Glomerellaceae. The record is from RefSeq and is a predicted model, not a curated record. The coding region runs from base 391 to 1254 and encodes 287 amino acids. Gene Ontology annotation, molecular function: protein binding. The transcript has 3 exons.